Molecule: messenger RNA, 1222 nt
Organism: Carica papaya (papaya)
Lineage: Eukaryota; Viridiplantae; Streptophyta; Magnoliopsida; Brassicales; Caricaceae
Gene: XRCC3
Product: homolog of X-ray repair cross complementing 3 (XRCC3)
Biological process (GO): t-circle formation; resolution of mitotic recombination intermediates; telomere maintenance via recombination
Cellular component (GO): Rad51C-XRCC3 complex; replication fork
Molecular function (GO): ATP-dependent DNA damage sensor activity; ATP binding; four-way junction DNA binding
Source: RefSeq, a predicted model, not a curated record
UUCAUCCUUCCUCGUCUCCCAACACGGGCAGAGUAUGAAUCCACAGAACCUCCUACAGUCCCCAUUAAGCACCCAAAAAUGCACGCUUGGCUGCCCAAUCCUUGAUCGUUGUCUCCUCGGUGGCAUCCCCUGCAACUCCGUCACUGAGUUCGUCGCCGAGAGCGGUUCCGGCAAGACUCAGCUCUGCCUCCAACUCUGCCUCCACGCACAACUUCCUGUCUCUCGUGGCGGUCUCGCCGCUUCAUCUCUCUAUCUCCACACUGAAUUCCCAUUUCCAUUUCGCCGUCUUUACCAACUUUGCGAACCAUUUCGGUCUUUAAAUCCUCAUCUCUAUGCAAAUAACAAUGGCAGCCCGUGUGAUUUUGUUUACGUGCAGGCCGUGCAUUCUGCAGAUCAGCUGCUCGAUGAAAUGUCGAAGAUAGAGUUUUUCGUCAAGAAUUCAGAAAACAGAAUGCCUGUAAGGCUCAUUGUCAUUGAUUCUAUUGCCGCUGUAUUCAGAUCCGAAUUCGAUAACACUUUUUGUGAUCUCAAGAAGAGGUCUUCAUUGUUUUUCAAGAUAUCUGGAAAACUGAAGGAGUUGGCAAAGAGAUUUGAUAUGGCUGUUGUUGUGACGAACCAGGUGGUUGAUUUAGUGGCACCAAAUGAAGGGAUAAAUGGGUUGAGGUUGGGAAAUUUGGGAACUUUGUGUUCAUCAGGGAGACGGGUUACUCCUGCACUGGGUUUAGCUUGGGCCAACUGUGUGAAUUCCAGGUUGUUCUUGUCUAGGCAUGAGGAAAUCAUUGGUGAUAAGAAUGGAAAAGUUGAUGAAAAUGGCUGUGUUUUGUUGAGUAGAUUACCAGAGCAGCUGCAUGUUGUUUUUGCCCCUCAUUUACCAGACUCAUCUUGUGAAUUUAUGAUCACUAGAGAAGGAGUUUUUGGCGUUGAGAGACAGUAAUUUUCUGUUGUAGACGAUGAUAUUAUAUGAAAAAAGCUUUAUGUAUUGAAGGAUCAUCUGAAGGAAAGUGGGACUCCUCGAUUUUGUCUUAUUUAUGUGGGCAGUUGAGGAAAGAAGAGCAGUGUUCAUAGGUUCUCUCAAUCUCUCUUCUCAAUUCCCCAGUUUUUGUGUCUGUACUUGCAAUGAUGGCCUUACAGAUUAUUCUGUUCAGUAAUUCUCUUUCAUCCUGUAACUUGUUAGAUGCUUUGAAGAUGAAAAAAAAUUACAUCAAUAGAUUGCCCGAGUUCA